AUGGACAAACAGAGACAUUGCACUACUAUUGCAAAUGAGCUCUGCCAGAACCUAAAUCAGGAGCACUGGAUCAGGGGCAGCUCCAGGCACCUGCAGGAUGUGCAGAUCCGAUUCCAACCUCUUCAUAGUCCAGAUAUGGCUGCACCGAUCCCUCCCCACGGCUCCCAUGAAGAUUUCACGUUUCCAGACCACCUGGCUGACCUGGGCGCAGAAGGGCUGGGAUCGGAGAAGGGGUCCAUCCAUGGCUCCCAACCAGACUUACAACGCAUUGCAGACCUGCCCGUGCCAGCAGAUUUUCUUGCCCUCUCCAAUGAUGCCAAACCCAAGCUGAUGACCCCAGAUGCGUUCAUGACCCCAAGCACAUCUCUUCAGCAGAUUGCCAUGUCACCGGGAAGCAGCGUCACUUCCCUGACUGCAGUCACAGCCAUGAGCAGCACUUCUGUCACUGACCCCGCUGUGCCCAGGCCAUCUGAGGACCUGACUUUGAGCCCAAAGACACAGUUGGACACCAGCCUGACGCUGAGCAGCAGUAGCAGCAGUCUCCAGACGAGUCCUAGGAACCAUUCAGUCCUUAUCCCUGGACUCCCUGACAAGCUGACCCCAAAGGCCCCAGUCCCGGUCACUCCAGCAAACCCCCCUCUGGCUCUGGAGCUGCAGGAAGUGGAGCCCCUUGUGGUAGUCCAGGCCUCACCCACCCGUGAGCGCUCCCCAGACGUCAUUUCCUCGGCUUCCACGGCCAUGUCCCAGGAUAUCCCAGAGAUCACCUCUGAGACGCUGCAGCGCAGCUUUGCCGCAGCCCCGGCCAGGCUCCCUGCAGAGGUGCUGGAGCCCAACCACCAUGCGGACAGCAUGGCCUCGGCCGCCUCGGCCUUGCACUUGCUGUCCCCAAGGAACCGGCACAGCUCCGAGCACAGCCAGCACUCCCUGGACAUGGCCCCCGGGGAGGUGGACAGGCUGACCACACUCUCGUUACUGGAGACUGCUUUAACUCAGGAAAAUGCAUCUUCCAACAGCGUCGUGAGCCAGCCAUGGCCAGCGGCCCCCGACAUCACCAGGGAAACCAGGAACAGCACAGCAGACAGCCCAAGGGAUGACAUUGCAGAGAAGCACAAGAGCUCUUCCUAUCACAGGCACAGCUACCACCUGCUGCAGCACGACAGCCAGGAUGCCAGCGCGGAGCAAAGUGACCAUGAUGAUGAAGUUGCAAGUUUGACUUCUACAUCAGGCGGGUUUGGUGCCAAAGUAUCUGCACAGAGGCUGCCUGUGAAGGACUGGAAAGCCAAGGUGUCCCCUGGGGCUUCCCCCAAGCUCAAACGGAAGGGCAAAAAAGAUGACGGGGAUGUGACCCAGUCCCCAAGGUCAUGUGAUCACCAGGUGACCGCCGAGUGCCAGGAUGAGCUGAUGUCUCUGCUGCGGAGCCAACAGAGGGAGCUCACGGAGCUGAGACAGAACCAGAUGGAACUAAUGCAGAGACUCACUGACCAUCUGGAUGCUGUGCAGAGCUCCCUCAUGGGUCACAUGGAACGAGUGAUUGAUUCUCAGCAAGAACAAGAGCAGCGGAGGCUGGAUCAAGCUCUGACAGAGGGGCAGCAGCGGAACGGGCAGCUCCAGGAGCACCUGUCCCAGCAGCUCUCGCAGUCCCUCUCCACUGCUGCGUGCAAUCUCCUGGAGAGGACCAUCCGCGAGGAGAUGAAGAAGACGGUGCCCCAGUGCAUUUCCAAGAGCCUGGACCCUGUCACUGGCCAGCUAAGCAAUACGAUUGCCGCCAAGCUCACGGCUGUCGAGGGGACAUUGAAGGAAAACGUCACCAAGCUAGUGAAAUCAAAGAACCUGACAGGUGCCAUUGCGAGGGCAGCAGCGGAUGCUCUGCAGGGGCCUAUCCAGUCGCCGUACAGGUUCCAGAGCGUUGUGUUGCUGGCGUUUGAGAAGACCUGCCAGUCCAUGUUCCAGCAAAUGAACGACACCUUCAAGCAGGGGACGCAGGAAUAUAUCCAGCAGCUCGAGACUCACAUGAAGAACAAGAUGGCGUGCGAGCAGGAGGCCCAAGACUCCUUGCGGGGCCAGCUCUGGCAGCUGAUCAGCGCCUUCCAGAGCAGCACAAAUCAGCUGGCCUCCACCAUCACCACCAGCGUGCACACCGAAGUGCAGCAUCAGUUGCACAUCAUUGUGGGCAACAUGCAGGACUCUAUUCUGACACAGGUGCAGAGGGUCAUCAAGGGAGAGGUGAGCCUGGCCAUGAAGGAGCAGCAAGCGGCCAUCACCUCGAGCAUCGUGCAGGCCAUGCGCUCUGCAGCAGGCACGCCCAUCCCCUCUGCUCACCUGGACUUCCAGUCUCAGCAGACUCACGUCCUGCAGCUGCUGCAGCAGGGCUGCCUCAACCAGGCUUUCCAGCAGGCUCUCAGCAACCUGGUCCUAUACGUCUGUGAGACGGUGGAUCGUCAGCAGAUGUUUGGACAGCCCCCAUGUCCACUCUCCCAGCCCAUCCUCCUAUCUCUCAUUCAGCAGCUCUCCUCAGAUCUGGGCACCCGCACCGAACUGAAACUGAACUACCUGGAGGAGGCAGCGAUGCACCUGGACUACAGCGACCCCAUCACCUGAGACCACAUGGGGUCGGUCAAGAACCAGGUGCGGCAGAAGCUCUUCCAGUUCCUGCAGGCAGAGCCCCACAACACCCUGAGCAAGCCGGCCCGCCGCCUCAUGAUCAUGCUUCAGGGCCUGGUCACCCCCAGCAUGACCUAA
This is a messenger RNA of Trachemys scripta elegans, 2739 nucleotides long. RefSeq names its product enhancer of mRNA-decapping protein 4-like. Gene Ontology annotation, biological process: deadenylation-independent decapping of nuclear-transcribed mRNA. The record is from RefSeq and is a predicted model, not a curated record. Lineage: Eukaryota; Metazoa; Chordata; Testudines; Emydidae. Gene Ontology annotation, cellular component: P-body.